Molecule: messenger RNA, 2500 nt
Organism: Jaminaea rosea
Lineage: Eukaryota; Fungi; Basidiomycota; Exobasidiomycetes; Microstromatales
Product: DNA mismatch repair protein MutL
Exons: 2
Coding region: 70-2340 (756 amino acids)
Biological process (GO): mismatch repair
Cellular component (GO): MutLalpha complex
Molecular function (GO): ATP-dependent DNA damage sensor activity; ATP binding; mismatched DNA binding
Source: RefSeq, a predicted model, not a curated record
AUCUUGACUUUCCAUCCACCGCCUGCAUCACGACGAGAGGCAGAUAGGUAACAGGCAAACAUCGUCAAGAUGGGAGGCGAUGACGGGUCAGGGGAAGAUGUGGUCACACACCCCGCCAGACCUAUCUUGCGCCUGGAUGAAGCAGUCGUCAACCGCAUCGCCGCGGGCGAGAUCAUCCACCGCCCAGCCAAUGCCCUCAAGGAGCUCAUUGAGAACAGCCUCGACGCAGGAGCGACCCUUAUCCACAUAACCCUCAAAGAGGGUGGCCUCAAAUGGCUGCAGAUUCGCGACAAUGGGUCGGGCAUUAGGCCGGGAGACUUGCCCCUUCUCUGCGAACGCUUCGCGACGUCGAAGCUGCGCGAUUUCGAUGACCUCUCAGCGAUGACUACCUUUGGCUUUAGAGGAGAGGCGCUCGCGAGCAUCAGCUUCGUAUCGGCAUCAAUGUCCGUCGUGACAAAGACGAAACAAGAUCCAUUGGCCUACAAAGCCUUCUACACCUCUGGCGCUCUUGCACCCCCCAAGCCUGGCCAGUCCUCAGAACCUAAGCCAUGCGCUGGUAGCGACGGUACCAUCCUCACCGCAGAAGACCUCUUCUACAAUGUCCCGCAGAGACGCCGAGCCCUCAAGAGCGCGGCAGAGGAGUACAAUCGAGCCCUAGACAUCGCAGCCAAGUAUGCACUGCACUACGGGUCAAGAGGUGUAGGAUUCGUGUGCAAAAAGUCAGGCUCAAAUGCCACAGAUCUCAGCACCCCCUCUUCCUCUGCCACCCAAACAAUGGACACCAUUCGCCUCUUACACGGCACUUCGGUGGCCCGUGAGCUCGUCCACCUCGAACCCAAACGCAACGCUCCGCUUGGCUUCACAGUCGCAGGGUACAUCAGUGGCGCCAACUGGUCUGCAAAGCGUACAACCUUCCUGUGCUUCAUCAAUCACCGCCUCGUCGACUGCUCAGCCCUCAAGCGAUCUUUUGAGACGCUCUAUUCGGCUAUGCUGCCCAAGGGUGGCCAUCCUUGGAUCUACUUGAGCCUGGAGAUCGACCCGGCAAAGGUGGACGUCAAUGUUCAUCCGACAAAGAGGGAGGUUCAUUUCCUUAAUGAGGACGAGAUAGUCGAGACGGUCUGCACUUAUGCGCAGGACGCUCUCGCGGGCGCCAAUAGUACUAGGACCUUUCAAUUCACGCAGUCCAUCCUGCCUGGUGCUACGCAACCUGGUGCAUCGUCGACCUCAGCGCAAGCGGGACCAUCGGGAGCAGCAUCCAUGCGCCCACCUGCUGCUACUUCUCAGAAUCCCCAAUAUCAAGUACGAGUUGACGCAAAGACUCGCACGCUGCCCAGCAUGUUCUCGCAGAAUCCGAACGUUCGCCAGGAUGCUACCUCGUCAGACCCGAUCCGCGUCGAUGGAGAAGCCGGUGACGAGGGCAACGAGACUACCGUCGCAACCACCUCCUCGGCACGUUUCAGAGUCGACGAGUCACCUUGCACCCUCAGCUCUGUCCUUUCGCUGCGCUCCGCCAUCCACAAACAACGACACGGAGCUCUUACGGACAUCCUCCAGAAUCACACCUUCGUAGGUGUGGUCGACCUAGAUCGAGGCCUUUCCCUCUUUCAGCACGGCACUAAACUCUACCUCGCCAAUCAUGACGACUUCAUAGAGGAGGCGGCCUACCAGCUUUGCCUGAGGCAAUUCGGCUCAGUGAAGAGGACGAGGCUUGACCCACCUCUUGGGCUGGAAGAGCUGGUGAGAUUGGGAGUGGAGAUAGAGGCACCGCGGGGAGAGGGGGAAUUAGAGGAGCUUACUGGCGGGAUGGGAAGGGCAGAGUUGGUGAGAAAGAUUACGGACCAUCUAGCUGAGCGCGGUGAGAUGCUGGGCGAGUACUUUUCGCUGGACGUCCGAUCGUCCGGAGAUGGCGAGGAGGUCGCAGGCGCAACGAUUCACGCCAUCCCUUGCCUUAUCCCAGGGCAGAGCGACGCCCUGCCAGCCGAGAACCUGCCCUCCCUGCUCGUUCGGCUGGCACUAAAUGUGGACUGGGACGACGAGCAAGGUUGCUUUGAUGGCUUUGCUCGUGAGUUAGGAGCAGCUCAUCGCUUAGGCCCGCUAGCUUUGGUAGCCGGAGCCCAACAUAAUGGUGCUGAGGAAGCAUCUGCUACCGCCAUGGCGUCGGCUGAAGAUCGUGUGGCACACCUAUGGUUCCCGUACUUUGCUGCGAAGCGUGGAGGCUUCCUGCCGCCAAAACAGCUCGUCAAGCCGCCUGUCGUGAGAGGUGCUGAGCAGCAGCCUCCAGCCGCGUUGGUGCAGCUAGCUAGCCUCAAUGAGCUCUACCGCAUCUUUGAGCGAUGCUGAGCGGGUUGGCCGCGACCGUCGGCGAGAUUUCAAGAAGGGGUUCUCUCAUACGGAGAGGUCAGAUCAAGCGUCUGCGUCGUGUUGCAUGUAUUUCAUUCUGUCAUUGAUAAUCCUGUCCUGUCCUGUCACGUUGCGUCGCAAAAUUGCCUCGCUGCCGUCG